Messenger RNA from Cetraspora pellucida, 460 nucleotides. The record is from the annotation of a GenBank genome assembly. Lineage: Eukaryota; Fungi; Glomeromycota; Glomeromycetes; Diversisporales; Gigasporaceae.
AGUUCCCUUGAAAGUGAAGUAAGUGAAGCAAAUGAGAACUUCAGUGAAAGCAAAGCAAAUCAGAACCCUUGUGAAAGCAAAGCAAAUCAGCACCUCCAUAAAAGUGAAGCAAAUCACAAUCCAAGCGAAAGUGAUGCAGAUCUGAAUCUCUGUGAAAAUGAAGCAAGUUUGAACCCCCAUGAAAGCAAAGCAAGUCUGAACCCGCAUGAAAGUGAAGCAAGUCUGAACUUGCAUAAAAGUGAAGCAAGUCUGAACCCGCAUGAAAGUAAAGCAAGUCUAAACCUCUGUGAAAGCAAAACAAGUCUGAACUCCUGUAAAAGUAAAGCAAAUUUGAAUGUUUGUAAAAGUGAUGCAAAUCUGAAUCUCUGUGAAAGUGAUGAAAAUCCAAAUCUUUGUAAAAGUGAAGCAAAUCUAAAUUUCUGUAAAAGUGAAGCAAAUAAGAACUCUCCUGAAAGCAAAA